UAAUGAGACCUCUUAAUAAAAAUUUUUAGAAUGCAAAUGCAAGCUAGGCGGUGAAAAAUCCUGGAGUGUAUCGCAUUUUCUGUAACAUGAGAUGGCAAGAAUGAGAGUAGUCACUCACUGACUCUUUGUAUUGGAGGCUAAUUUAUUGAAGAUUACCCCCAGGUAAUUUUUUUUUGGUUGCUGUAACAUUUUGAAGGAUGUCAUUUAGUUGCUGCAAAGAAAGAUUAAUGGUGAAAGUGACCUUGGUCAGUGCCCAGACCUUGAGAAAAGCUUGGUCCAGAGUUCAACAGCGUAAAAUUACCUUCCAUAGCCAUAAUGUUAUAAACUGGAUUUGAAUUUAUGCAGAUAGGAAGAUGGAUGGCACAAAAAGCAAAAGAUGCUGAUAAAGUGAAUGCUGAAAAUGAAACUCAGAGAAGAAUACAUCAGGAAAAACUCCAGAAAGCUCUUAUAGAUGCAGCAAAAGAACAUGUACAAGUAAAUUUACCAAAUUCUGAUCAGCCAGCCAUACCAUUCUGUGCGAUCAUAUCUGUCCCCUCAUACCCUGACAAAAAGUUUGAUGCCCAUGAUGGGGAAGUAAAUGCAGCAAGAUUCAGCAAUUCAGGAAGAUUGUUCGUGACAGGAGGCGCAGACAGAAAAGUAAAAGUCUGGGAAAAAGUCAAUGGAAACUAUACAUUAAAAGGUACCAUGCAUGGUAGUAACGCAGGCAUCAUGUCCGUACAAAUUGAUCCUCAGGAAAAACUUGUUUUGGCGGGAUCACAUGAAGGCGCAUGUCGAGUAUGGACACUUGGAGAUCAGAGACUUCGGGUGAGUGUCUUUUAUUGUCCAAGGAUGUGGUUGAAGAAAAAUUUCGCAGAGCCCAAAGGUGCCUAACCAGAGACAAAGUUUUUUAAAAACACUGUCUGGCUGCCAGACAUCUUGACACAGCCAAAAAAAAAAUACAGAGACAUUAGUAAACUGAACUAGGCUGAGUUCAAACCAACCUAGUUUGAAACAAAUUGACCUACAACUGUUGUAGUUCAAAAUGAAAUUCAGGUUAAAUUGA
Orbicella faveolata is the source of this 1042-nucleotide messenger RNA. RefSeq names its product autophagy-related protein 16-like. The record is from RefSeq and is a predicted model, not a curated record. Lineage: Eukaryota; Metazoa; Cnidaria; Anthozoa; Scleractinia; Merulinidae. Gene Ontology annotation, cellular component: Atg12-Atg5-Atg16 complex; autophagosome membrane; phagophore assembly site membrane. Gene Ontology annotation, molecular function: protein binding; protein-membrane adaptor activity. Gene Ontology annotation, biological process: autophagosome assembly.